AUGUUUCCCUACGGGCAAAAAUGGGCACAACAGUCGUACGACAAAACAUUAGUAAAUCUUGUACGAUUAAAUCCCGUUUUAUAUAAUACUUACAUGAGACAAACUUCACAUCCAGGUUUGGUUGAAGCCACGUGGGCCCAAAUACAAGAAUAUUUGGUUAAUCAUGGCCCCACUUUAAAUGCAGAUCCACAAAAACGUUGGAAUCAAUUAAGGAAAUCUUUCAACGGACAUUACAAGAAGUCAAAUGUGAAUUGGCACUUAUACAAUGACUUCUUAUUCUUAAUUGAACACACCAAGGCUCAAUUUCCAAAUCUUGUUCAAAUUGGAGUUCAAAAUUCUCCUAUGGCAAACAAUUUUCAUGUUCCAAAAUCCGAUAUUGCUCCAUCUACUUCUUCUCCUCAUUUACACGAAGAGACUGGUGGAGAAAAUUCAAUGGGAAAUUCUGAAGCUCAGGGAGUAAAAAUAGAAGAAUUCACAGACUAUGAAAUGUUAUCUUACGAGGAUGAAAUAAUCACUAUCGAUGAUUCUGUUCCAAAUUCGACUAAUAAAGAUUUCUCUCAGCUACACUCAAUAGCUUCACCUCCAAGUUUUUUGCACUCUUCGACUGCCGUUAUGUCUCCUCCAAUUAGUACAACACUCCACGCAUUUCAAGAAAAAACACAAACAUUACCGACAUCAACUUCGUCAUAUGAUUCACGUAUUAUGGAUGGAAAUAAUUCAGAUUCAAAUUUAUCGAACCUCUCAUUGUAUUCUCCAAGUGCGCAAUAUUCUUCAACUAAUCUUGUAUCGACAACAUUCAAUAGAACACUCCAUGAAUGUCAAACAAAAUCAAGAGCGUCACCAACAUCUACAUCGUCCCAUGUAUCAGAUGAUACCUAUGAUGAAAGUAAUUCACAAUCAAAUUUAUCAACUGCUUCUGUAUCACCAACACUUAAUGCAGCACUCCAUGAAUUUCCACCAAAAUCACGUCCAUCACCAAUAUAUACAUCAUCUUACGUUUCAGGCAAUUCUCAUGAAGAAGAUAAUACAGAGUUAAUAUCUACAACAGAUGAAUCACAGACAGUAUGUGGAACAUCUGUCAAGAAAUCUUCAUUUCAAGUAAGAAAUUGGACGUUUCCUACAUACCAACGACCAUCUUCAAAUUCAAUCAAUAGAAGUAGAGAUAAUACUUUUUUAAAUUUAAAACAUCAAUUUACACCAGUCAAUUCAAAAGCACAGUCUGCUGAACAUUCGUACAAAUCACAAUUUGAGACAUUGGGACAACUAUCAGCGUUUCCAACCCCCAAAAAACGUUCUUUGACAUCACAAUUUUCAUAUGGAACUAAAAAAAAAAUGAGAAUUCGAGUGAACUUAAUGAUGCUCCCACAUUAGGGCAUCAUUGUAGAGUCCAGGAUAUUCCAAAAAAUCAUUUAGCUGCAAAAGGUAAAAUAACACCGCCGGUCGAUCGUUUUUGUAGACAAAAAUCCCAAAAAAUUAACGAUAACACGUCUGCAAUCAAGGAAGCAGUAGAACGAUCGACUAAUGAUUUGCAUAAUAUGACCACAGUUUUUACAAAUUGUAUGACAAUACAACAACGAGUUUUAGAAAAGCAAUUAGAAAAAGAUGAAGAAAAUAAAACACCGACUACUGAAAUUCGUGGAGAUGCUCUAUUCAAUUUAUUUGCUCGUGAGUGGAAUUUGUUAAGCGACGACGAACAAGCAACUUUUAUGCAUGACGUAUUAGAUAUUUUGCAAAAGUAUCAAACCGACUAGAUGUAUCAUCUCUUUCUGCUCUCUUUUGUUUUGCUUUCCCUUUAUUUAUCUUACAAUUAUGUUUUUAUAUCAUUAGAAGGUUCAAUUUUACUGUUCAUUUAAAUUCAAUUGAUACAAAUUAUUCAUGUUCACGAAAUUUCUUAAAACCAAAACGUAACAUGAAACAAUUUUUUGAAUUUUUAACCUUUUUCGUAGUCUUAUUUCUCAUUGAAAAACCAUUAUUCCCUUUUUAAAAUUUUUAACUUCUAUCGCAAAUUAAAAGAAUUUAUGUUUAGUUAAUAUCCGAUAAGUUCAGAGUUCAUAUAAUGUGCAAUCUAUCGGAUUAAAUAUACAAAUAACAGAAGGUGCUCGUUGUGAUAUAAAGCAAAAAUAUUAAACUAAUUUGUUAUUUAUAUAUUUUUUUAAUAAAAAUUAUAAGAAGUGGAA
Molecule: messenger RNA, 2177 nt
Organism: Leptopilina boulardi
Lineage: Eukaryota; Metazoa; Arthropoda; Insecta; Hymenoptera; Figitidae
Exons: 3
Coding region: 1-1371 (456 amino acids)
Source: RefSeq, a predicted model, not a curated record